UAAUAAAAAUCUAUCUAUUUUUCGGAGUAACGUAAUUUUAGUAAGUCUUUAAAAAUUGUUUGUUGUGUUCUUAAUUAUUUUUUUUCACAAAUACAUUAAUUAACGCCUUGUGAUAUGUUAGGAGAAAAAGCGUACUCUCUUGUUAAGGAGUUAGAAGACAGACAAUGUGAAAUACUGCCUUAUAAUACUGAUUUAGUAACUGAAAUUGCCACUGAAAUCGUGCAUUUAUACGACCAAAAUCAUCAAGAUGUGAGACUCGAAGAUUCAAGAACUCCAGGUACUUCUACUAAUUUAAUGCCGACAGUAAGAAUGAGACAUGCAGCUAUACAAAGGAAUCAGCGCUGUUUAUUGGCCUAUCAUUAUAAUCGUUUAAGAUUAUUGCGUCAAAUGAGAUGGGAAUUUGGGAGCAUUCUACCGACUGAGCUGAAAGAAAAUUUAAGUGCAGCUGAAAAUGGUUGGUUUAAUAAAUAUUCUACAAUAUUAGGAAAAUACAUGAGAUCAAUUGGUGAAAAUGGCGGUUUGAAUUUAGCUGUAGAUCUUAAACCACCUAAAGCACUGUUUAUUGAAGUUCGGUGUUUAGUAGAUUAUGGAAAACUCGAAUUAAAUGAUGGAACGAAUGUGUUACUUAAAAAAAAUAGUCAGCAUUUCUUGCCUAGAUCAGAAUGUGAAGAAUUAAUACGCCGAGGAAUACUACAACACAUAGCAAAUUAAUUCCUUCUUUUUAUUGCACUUGUUAUGAUGCACACUUACAAUUAAAAUAAGUAUUUCAGAUCAAUUCGGGAAUAUUUUCGACAUACCAUAAAAUCUGUUUUACUUAUUAACCUAUUUUAGUCAGUAUGUAAAACAUGGGUUCCUUUAUGUCUUUUAACUGUUAAGAAAUUAUUUUAAAACGUUAGUUAUUUACGUUGAGAGUAAUGUCCGUAACCGCAAGCUAUGCACCGCUAUAACAUUUAUUCACAUUCCACGAAAAAUGAUGUCGAAAUCGAAUUAUUGACGGCAAUUUCUUUUGAUCCGCAUGAUGUGGGAUUUCUUAGACCUCAAAAUACCUAUUGCUUUAUUAUUUCAAAAGAAUUUGUAUUGAAUGUUUAUUUGUUUGUCCCAUACUUGAAACGUAAAAGUUACACACUUCAUAGAUUAAACGAAAUUUAUCUUUCAGUAAUACCAAAAUAUGUUCCAAAAAGUAUUUCGGUAGCAUCUGCAAUUAUAUUUUACGAUUUGAAAUGCAUUAUGGAGAGAUAAGAUCUAUAGAAGUUGUUUUUCAAAAUCUACAUCACUUUUCAUUUUACCAUAACGUAGUUUCAUUAUUUGGUUUUUCUUUAGGCAGGAUAUAUAUAUUAUUAUUAUUAGUAUUGAUUAAGAUCUUAAGCUUAUAUUUUAUUGUUGCACUGCGGAAAUUGAAAAGUAUUCGAAGAAUGUAUUCCAGUCAGCUACAUAAUCGUCUUUAAAAAUCCCAUGUGUAAUUAGAACCAACCUAAGUGGCAUGGACACUUUACAUUUACAAAACAAAGACUGGCUUUUAUAGAGUAUACUCACACGUUUAGAAUCACGUAUCUACUACAUAAGAAAAUUAAUAAUUUUAUACAUAUAAUAGUAUGUGUUACUUUGUAGAAUGCUGCGCUUAUGUAUGUUCAACUGGAAUGUUAUUUGUUCUAAAUACAUUAAGAUUUUCUGGAACUUGAGGUUGUUUUACGAAUAGUUCUUCAUAUUUAUUAGAAUACUUUGAACUUGCAUUAAAUUUUUGAAUUUUUAAACCCAUGUAAUUAGUAAGGGAUUAAAGAUGUGAAAUUAA
Molecule: messenger RNA, 1789 nt
Organism: Agrilus planipennis (emerald ash borer)
Lineage: Eukaryota; Metazoa; Arthropoda; Insecta; Coleoptera; Buprestidae
Product: DNA replication complex GINS protein PSF1-like
Exons: 3
Coding region: 115-711 (198 amino acids)
Biological process (GO): DNA replication; DNA strand elongation involved in mitotic DNA replication
Cellular component (GO): GINS complex
Source: RefSeq, a predicted model, not a curated record